Trichoderma citrinoviride is the source of this 421-nucleotide messenger RNA. RefSeq lists its product as hypothetical. Gene Ontology annotation, biological process: mannose metabolic process; protein N-linked glycosylation; GDP-mannose biosynthetic process. Gene Ontology annotation, cellular component: cytosol. Gene Ontology annotation, molecular function: phosphomannomutase activity. The record is from RefSeq and is a predicted model, not a curated record. The transcript has 2 exons. Lineage: Eukaryota; Fungi; Ascomycota; Sordariomycetes; Hypocreales; Hypocreaceae. The annotation marks the transcript as partial.
AUGUCUGUUCCUUCCUACCCCCCUCUCGAGGAGCGUCCUCUCAAGGACACCAUCUGCCUCUUCGACGUCGACGGCACACUGACGCCCGCUCGUCUUGACGCCUCCCCCGAAAUCCUCCUCCUCCUCCAGUCCCUCCGCCAAAAGUGCGCCAUCGGCUUCGUCGGCGGCUCCGACCUCGUCAAGCAGGAAGAGCAGCUCGGCAAGCCCGCCGGCGCCCCCGUCACCUCCCUCUUCGACUUCUGCUUCGCCGAGAACGGGCUGACGGCGUACAAGCUCGGCCAGCCGCUCGCCUCCAACAGCUUCAUCCGCUGGAUCGGCGAGGACCGGUACAAGGAGCUCGUCAACUUCUGCCUGCACUACAUCGCCGACCUCGACAUCCCCGUCAAGAGGGGCACCUUUGUCGAGUUCCGCAACGGCAUGA